This is a messenger RNA of Artibeus jamaicensis (Jamaican fruit-eating bat), 1963 nucleotides long. It is a transcript of the gene TGFB1I1, whose product is annotated as transforming growth factor beta 1 induced transcript 1. NCBI's taxonomy places the organism in Eukaryota, Metazoa, Chordata, Mammalia, Chiroptera, Phyllostomidae. Gene Ontology annotation, cellular component: adherens junction; stress fiber; filamentous actin. Gene Ontology annotation, biological process: muscle structure development; actin cytoskeleton organization. The transcript is spliced from 11 exons. Gene Ontology annotation, molecular function: actin binding; muscle alpha-actinin binding. The coding region runs from base 167 to 1552 and encodes 461 amino acids. The record is from RefSeq and is a predicted model, not a curated record.
CCCCCCACCUUUCCCUCUAGCCCCAUCCCAACAGAUCCCGGCUUCCUUACAUGGUCACGGCUGGGCCUUGAGCUCCCGGACGUCCUCCCCCACCCCCACCACCCUCCGCCCCCACCGGACACGGCCCCCGCCCAGCAAGCCCAGCGUGGUCUGCCUGCGCCCCACCAUGGAGGACCUGGAUGCCCUGCUCUCUGACCUGGAGACCACCACCUCACACAUGCCAAGGUCAGGGGCUCCCAAAGAGCGACCCCCAGAGCCCGUCACGUCUUCCCAGCCCUAUGGCCACCAGUCACAGAUGAGGUCUGGGGAGUCUUUAGGAGCCUCUGGAGAUAAGGACCAUCUGUACAGCACGGUAUGCAAGCCUCAGUCUCCAAAGCCUGUGGCCCCUGCGGCUCCACCAUUCUCCUCUUCCAGCGGUGUCUUGGGCACAGGGCUCUGUGAGCUAGACCGGUUGCUUCAGGAACUUAAUGCUACUCAGUUCAACAUCACAGAUGAAAUAAUGUCUCAGUUCCCAUCUAGCAAGGAGACUGCAGGGGAGCAGAAGGAAGACCAAUCUGAGGACAAGAAAAGGCCCAGCCUCCCUCCCAGCCCAUCCCCUGUUCUCUCAAAACCUUCGGCCACCUCCGCCACCCUGGAACUGGAUAGACUGAUGGCCUCGCUCUCUGACUUCCGAGUCCAGAACCAUCUUCCAGCUUCUGGGCCAACCCAGCCACCAGUGCCAAGUUCUGGGAAUGAGGGCUCCCCACCCUCACCGGGGCCAACUAGCAAGGGCAGCUUAGACACCAUGCUGGGGCUGCUGCAGUCCGACCUCAGCCGCCGUGGCAUUCCCACCCAGGCCAAGGGCCUCUGUGGCUCCUGCAAUAAACCUAUUGCUGGGCAAGUGGUGACUGCUCUGGGGCGUGCUUGGCACCCUGAGCACUUCGUUUGCAGUGGCUGUUCCACGGCCCUGGGAGGCAGCAGCUUCUUCGAGAAGGAUGGAGCCCCCUUCUGCCCUGAGUGCUACUUCCAGCGCUUCUCCCCACGAUGUGGCCUCUGCAAUCAACCCAUUCGACAUAAGAUGGUUACUGCCUUGGGAACCCACUGGCACCCAGAGCAUUUCUGCUGCGUCAGUUGCGGGGAACCCUUUGGAGAUGAGGGUUUUCACGAGCGCGAGGGCCGCCCGUACUGCCGCCGGGACUUCCUGCAGCUCUUCGCCCCACGCUGCCAGGGCUGCCAAGGCCCCAUUCUGGAUAACUACAUCUCAGCGCUCAGUGCACUCUGGCACCCUGACUGUUUCGUCUGCAGGGAAUGCUUCGCACCCUUCUCAGCAGGCAGCUUUUACGAGCACGAGGGCCGCCCACUGUGUGAGAACCAUUUCCACGCGCGGCGCGGUUCGCUGUGCGCCACGUGUGGCCUCCCGGUGACCGGACGAUGUGUGUCUGCCCUGGGCCGCCGCUUCCACCCGGACCACUUCACCUGCACCUUCUGCCUGCGCCCGCUCACCAAGGGCUCCUUCCAAGAGCGCGCCAGCAAGCCCUACUGCCAGCCCUGCUUCCUCAAGCUCUUUGGCUGACUCUCAGUCCCCCAAAAUCCCGCCCUUCCUCCAAAUCCCGCCCUUCCCGAAAAGCUCGAGCUCUUGAGACUCCAAGGCCUUGCUCUCUGAGCUCCUGGCUUUCCCUAACCCCACCCUAUAAGCACCACCAGCUGUAGAGACCCGCCCCUAAGGUAUCCUACUCUACAUUCUCCCGGCCAAUCCCAAGGCCACACACCCGCACAGCGGGACACAGAUUGACUAGCACCCCUCCUGAGCCCUUCACUUUAUUCCUAACCUCAAGGGGACCCCGACUGCAGGAAGGCCCUUGCAAUUACCACUGAUCAGAAGCCAGGCUAGUACAUUCCGCACCCCGCACCCCUCCCCCCGCCCCGCGCCCACUGCUCUGUGCAUUUUAUUUUCUAUCUACAUAAAUACACAGUCCACGUUGCA